CAUGUAGAAACGUUGUUACUACACCAGCUCGUUUUUAAUCACAUACAUUUUAAUAUUAACGUAUAUGUUAUGUUUACUAAUAACCCUUUCCACCAUGUUUGACCCAUGAGGCUCAUGGGAAAAAAAAACAAGUGGGUACUUUGUUGCGAGCCGGUCACAUUUUGCAGAUGCACUUGACCAGUCAGGCCCCGGGGAUGGCUGCAGCCUGGCCGAGUACAUCCAGAAAGGGUGCCAUCAAUCUCCACUCUGACGCCAAUCCAAACGACGAGGAUUUUGACAGAAUUGAUGAUCUGUUUGAUGAGGCCGUGCUUCCGGAUUCAGUUGAUAAGGAUGAGGACAUGACUUCAAAUGCAGAUGCUGGAAGGAAAACGCCAACAACAGCGGAGAAUGACGGAGAUAAUGUCAAGACGGGCUUAAAGGAGCCAAACGAUCCGCAAAAAUUCCCUUUAUAUGUAGGACCUUUUUCCUGGUGGACAUCUGACGAAGACGUCUUGUCUGUGGCCCAAAGGUUAGACGUAAGGGAUAUCGAGGAGAUCAAAUUUGCAGAGAACAAAGCAAAUGGCCAAUCAAGAGGCUAUGCAAAGUUGGUGGUGACUUCAGGAAGGUCCGCAAAAAUAUUGUUGGAUAAAAUACCACAAUGUACGAUGGAUGGGGAAAAAAUAGACUGCCGCCUUGCCACUCAGCAAAACUUAACUGUGUUCGAAUAUGUUGCAAACAAACGCUUCCCAAUGCGCAGUAAUUCCAGGGACUGCGAUUCGCUGGAGAAUACGCCAUUACCCCGGAACAACAACCCUCCUCGCAGUAUACCCACUCACUUCCCGCCGCAUCCCCUCGGCAACAUAUUUCCCUCACAUUCCAGCCCUUUCCUCGGCCAGCCACCACCUCCCUUCCCACCUGUGCCCCCCAACAUCCUCCCUCCUCCUUUGUUUCCUCCUCAACUUUUCAACGCUCCGAGACAGCCGUCUCCAAGUCUGCAUAUCAAUCCAGCCUACAUCUCACCACCACCAGAAAGACACAGCAGGCUUUCUUACAAUAUGCAAAAGGGAGACAGGGAUUAUGAGGAGCUGUUGAACAGAAAUAGGGCUGUGGCUAGCAGCGCCAUUACCAAGGCCGUGACCGGCGCAACAACCGGAGACCUGCGGGUAGCCAUGGAAACGCUGUUAACGGCCAUCGCCAUCAUUAAGCAGUCCAGAAUAUACGGAGAUAAGCGCUGCCAAGCCCUGGUCACCUCCCUCAAAGACUGCCUGGUGUCCAUCCAGGGAGACUCUGGCCACAGCAGGAGUGGCAGUCAUUCAGACACCCGGGUCAGAGAUCGGGAGCGCCACAGAGAGGAGUUGCCUAGUUGGGAAGGAGCCGGAACAUCCCGGAGGCACAGGGAACGUUCCCGGAGUCGAGAGAGGGAAAGGGAGCGCUUGCGGGACAGGCACAGGGAUCAGAGAGACCGCUACCGCUGACUCGGUAAGAUUGUAUCGUCACAGCUUCGUGGUCCACUUUGACAUCGCAACACUUAAAACGUCACAUCCAAGCCAGAGGAGACUCCCCGAUGAUGCUGUCUGUUAGCAUUUCUCUCACAAUAGCCUUUCACUUCUUUUUUCUUUUUAAGACCAUGUUGAUUGCAGAACGUAUUGACAAACUGGUACGCCUACUUUCUGGGGUCUACUCAUGAUUCGGUAACUAACACUAGAACAAGGGCAUUUGUUUUUGAUCGGCACUACUCUUAAAAAGUGAGGGAUAUUAAUCUGGAAUUUCAGGAUGAAGCUAAAAUGCAUGUAAUUAAUUUGGAAUGUCCAACUGUUCAAAGUUUUAGUAUUAGUUUUAAAACUUGCUGAUCUCUAACAAGGAUGGCAAAAUCCCUACAAGGUUUCUGAUCCUUGAAUGGAUCAAUGGUCAGUGUAGGUUUUUUGCUUUCAAAUUUGAUUUCAUGAUUGGGAUUUGAAAAACAAAAAAACAUAGGAUUACUGUCAUCCCUAGUCUCAAAUAUUGUCUUCACUACAUAUUUAAUUUUUUAAAGCCUAUUGUACAAUUUCUUGUUCCUAAAUUAAGUCUUUUAAAGCCUAAAAAUGGCUAAAUAAACAAAACAGAAGUACAAUACAAUACAGUAGUAGUAUUAGCCACAAGAGGAGAGCACAUCUAUCAGAGUGCGU
Molecule: messenger RNA, 2144 nt
Organism: Nerophis lumbriciformis (worm pipefish)
Lineage: Eukaryota; Metazoa; Chordata; Actinopteri; Syngnathiformes; Syngnathidae
Product: cleavage and polyadenylation specificity factor subunit 7-like
Molecular function (GO): nucleic acid binding
Source: RefSeq, a predicted model, not a curated record